Molecule: messenger RNA, 2566 nt
Organism: Hippocampus zosterae (dwarf seahorse)
Lineage: Eukaryota; Metazoa; Chordata; Actinopteri; Syngnathiformes; Syngnathidae
Gene: klhl12
Product: kelch-like family member 12
Exons: 12
Coding region: 138-1934 (598 amino acids)
Molecular function (GO): protein binding
Source: RefSeq, a predicted model, not a curated record
UGUGACCAGCUCCCCCUGCGUGUGUCGCUUCAUGUCUCGUCCUCCUCUGGCCAUUGGCUGACUUUCUAUGGCUGUUUUUCUUUCGCUGUUGUGUAGCGUCGGCGGGUUAGCCUUCAGCUCUCGUCCGCUGCUAGCUGAUGUGUAGCUAUAGUUAUUGCCUCCCAGCGGUGGAAAAAGUAUUCAAAUCGUUAAACGAUUCCUUGAGUGGUUUGAGAGCUGCGAGUGGCUCUCAAGGCAGCAUGGCCCCCAAGGACAUCAUGACCAAUUCCCAUGCCAAAUCCAUCCUUAAUGCCAUGAACUCUCUCCGCAAGAGCAGCACACUCUGCGAUAUAACGCUACGGGUGGAAAAUGCGGAUUUUCCAGCUCACCGGAUUGUCUUAGCAGCCUGCAGUGACUAUUUCUGUGCCAUGUUUACCAGUGAGCUUGCAGAGAAGGGCAAAUCCUUCGUGGACAUCCAGGGGCUGAGCGCGUCGACUAUGGAGAUCUUGUUGGACUUUGUCUACACAGAGACGGUGCUGGUGACGGUGGAGAACGUGCAAGAGCUGCUCCCCGCGGCAUGCCUGCUGCAACUUAAAGGGGUGAAAAGAGCCUGUUGCGAUUUUUUGGAGAGCCAACUGGAUCCGUCCAAUUGUCUGGGCAUCCGCGACUUUGCCGAAACGCACAAUUGCCUGGACCUGAUGCAAGCCGCCGAGCUCUUUUCCCAGAAGCAUUUCUCUGAGGUGGUUCAGCAUGAGGAGUUCAUGCUGCUGAGCCAGGCAGAAGUGGAGAAGCUCAUCAAAUGUGACGAAAUACAAGUGGACUCGGAGGAGCCCGUUUUCGAAGCGGUGCUCAACUGGGUCAAACAUAACCGAAAAGAGAGAGAGCCCUAUUUGCCCGACAUGCUGGAGUUUGUCCGAAUGCCGUUGCUGACCCCCCGCUACAUCACGGACGUCAUCGAUGCGGAGCCCCUGAUACGCUGCAGUCUGCCCUGUCGCGACCUUGUCGACGAAGCCAAGAAAUUUCACCUCAGGCCGGAGUUGAGGAGCGAGAUGCAAGGCCCGCGCACACAAGCCAGAUUAGGUGCCAAAGAAGUCCUGCUGGUGAUCGGCGGCUUCGGCAGCCAGCAGUCGCCAAUUGACAUUGUGGAGAAAUAUGACCCGAAAACUCAGGAGUGGACCUUCCUCCCGAACAUUGCCAGGAAGCGGCGCUACGUUGCCACGGUGUCUCUCCACGAUCGAGUCUACGUGAUUGGAGGCUUUGACGGGAGGUCCAGGCUCAGCUCCGUGGAGUGUCUGGACUACACGGCGGACGAGGACGGCGUCUGGUACACCGUCGCCACCAUGAAUGUGCGCCGUGGCCUGGCUGGAGCCACAACCCUUGGAGACAUGAUCUACGUUGCCGGCGGCUUCGACGGCAGUCGACGCCACACCAGCAUGGAGCGAUAUGACCCGAACAUCGACCAGUGGAGCAUGCUGGGAGAUAUGCAGACGGCUCGAGAAGGCGCCGGUCUGGUGGUGGCCAGCGGUCUGAUCUAUUGUCUCGGAGGCUACGAUGGACUUAACAUACUGAAUUCAGUGGAGCGCUACGACCCCCACACAGGCCACUGGACGAGCGUCACCCCGAUGGCCACCAAGCGCUCGGGGGCAGGCGUGGCUUUACUCAAUGACCACAUCUAUGUGGUGGGAGGCUUUGACGGGGUUUCCCACCUGGAUUCCGUUGAGGUCUAUAACAUCAGAACCGACUUUUGGACCACUGUGGCCAGCAUGACCACACCUCGAUGCUACGUGGGAGCGACCGUCCUCCGAGGACGACUGUAUGCCAUCGCCGGAUACGACGGCAACUCUCUUCUCAGCAGUAUCGAAUGUUACGAUCCCGUGAUCGAUUCCUGGGAGGUGGUUACCUCCAUGGUGACGCAGCGGUGCGACGCGGGAGUCUGCGUUCUACGAGAAAAGUGACCUGGCCAUGUGAAGUGCCAGACUUGAAUGCGAGGCCGCUUGAACAGACAAUUUGUUCAAUUGCUCGGCGGCUCGAUCGAGGGAAUGUCCAAAAUCACAGCUCUCAUUCGCUGGACAUUUAACCCGUAAAUGCGGGGCCCACGAUUGAUUGAUCGACGGCGAUCCCACCGCCACCUGCAUGGCUCUCCUUAGUGCCACUCGUUCCUGUUGUUACUUUGUGAGAUUCUAUAUUUGUACACGUCCUCAGAAAGCGAUGCUGCUAAAUGCCUUAUGACCUAGCUUGCGUCGCAUGGUGACCAUUCAUGCUGCCUCUCAGUUUGAUGGGCCAUUUGCUUGUUGUUGAGCAUUUGCAGAGUUCCGAGCAACCCUCGUUAUCGUUCUCUUAGUAGGAAUCGCCUUGAGACUCAGAUCCCAUUUAUAAAAUGACUUUGUUCACAUCUGGACUAAGCGUUUGAGAAAAGAACGGAAUCUGAUCCGCUUUAGUUGGAUUCUUUUCUGUUUUGUUAAUGACCGCCAUUUGAGGUACACGGCAUGUCAUUUGUUUCCCUCGAGCAUUUCAAUUGGAGUACGUUUACUUCCAACCGUCCAACACGGUUCCUCAGAAAGAAAAUAAACCCACAAGAGAAGUGUAA